Hyla sarda is the source of this 1129-nucleotide messenger RNA. RefSeq lists its product as uncharacterized. The transcript is spliced from 2 exons. NCBI's taxonomy places the organism in Eukaryota, Metazoa, Chordata, Amphibia, Anura, Hylidae. The coding region runs from base 64 to 906 and encodes 280 amino acids. The record is from RefSeq and is a predicted model, not a curated record.
UCCUCGGGACUCUUCCUGGAGGUCAAUGCAAUUCCCCCGGACAGGUACCUCCCUACUGGAGUGAUGACUGAUUCACUGAAACAAUCGGCAAUGUGUCUAGAGGUCAAGUCCCUCUUGCAAAAGAAGGUUCUUGUUCCAGUUCCCCAAUCAGAAGAAAAGCAGGGAUUUUACUCUCCCCUCUUUUUAGUGAAAAAACCCUCGGGAGCAUUCAGGGUUAAAAUCAAUCUCAAGGCCCUGAACAAGUUCCUAUCCUACAAAAAAUUCUGCAUUGAAUCAAUCAAAUUGACUAUCAGUCUUCUAUUCCCAAACUGUGUGAUGGAAUCAAUCGAUUUAGAGGAUGCUUACUAUCACAUCCCAAUCCAUUCCUCCCAUCCUCAGAGUAGCAGUAUUCUUAGAAGGGAAUUGGGUCCACCUUCAAUAUUCAGCUCUACCUUUCGGGGUAUCUCAAGCACCCCGAGUGUUUACAAAGGUGAUGGUGGAGACAGUUGCCUUUAUCAGAAUAAAGGACAUUCUCAUAGUCCCAUAUCUCGACGACUUUCUUAUUGUGGCGAGUUCAGAAGAUCUGCUUAUCUAACAGAUACAGUCUGUAAGUUCAAUCCUCAAAUUCCUAUGUUGGAACCUGAACCUAAAAAAAUCCUGUCUUGUUCCCUCCAGGACCUGUCAGUUUUUGGGAAUAUCCCUGAAGUCAUCUUCUCAAAUGUCAAACCUGCCUCCAGCGAAACAGCCAUUGCUUCAAGAGAAGGUACUAAAUCUAUCCCACGCUCCUUUCAGAGAAGCCAUGUCGGUCCUAGGUCUCAUGACAGCAGCAAUCCCAGCAGUAAGGUGGACCCAGUACAGGACAAGAGAACUUCAGCUAGACAUCCUUUCCCAUUGGAAUGGGGAAAAAUCUGGACCAUCGUAAGUUGAAACCAGACUCAACAUACAAUGUACAGACAAUCCAGAUCUGUGAUACCUGUCAAUGGCCGGAAGAAUCGACCAAUCAGAAUGGGCAUUCACUGGUAAAACACCUGUAUUACUGAAGCAUAUGCACUGACUGGUGUCUGGUAGCGCCCCCUACAGUAUAGAGAGGUAUUACAUGUUCCGUACUCUUUACCUGUAUUACUGAAGUGCAUACACUGACUGGUGUCUG